Messenger RNA from Trichoplax adhaerens, 3144 nucleotides. RefSeq lists its product as uncharacterized. Lineage: Eukaryota; Metazoa; Placozoa; Uniplacotomia; Trichoplacea; Trichoplacidae. The record is from RefSeq and is a predicted model, not a curated record. Bases 1 to 3144 code for a protein of 1047 amino acids. Gene Ontology annotation, molecular function: protein binding. The transcript has 12 exons.
AUGCCAAAUCCCACGCCAUUUAGUAUAGCGAAUGCACCACAAUUACGUUGUACAACUAACAAGUACGAUGUUACAACAUGUGGCGAAUGCGAAGCCUGCCGUUUAACCCAGGUUUUAAAUAAAACUAAAGAAUGGUUUACACGUUGUGGCGAAGCAUCGCAACGUCGUUUUACUAUGGGCUUAAUGAGUCGUAUUGAUUGUAAAACAACGUAUGAAAGAUUAUUAAUGUUACUUACACCUUUAGUUGGAAAAGAUUACACUUACACUAGAUCGCGUAGUAGUCCUAGUUUAGAAAUCGAUUACGUUUCAUCACCAUCUGAUCGAGCGCUUAAGAAAUCUUUCGUAAUUAAUUGUAUCAACGAAACUUGGCAAUGGUUUACUUCAGCUAAAGAAUGGACGCGUAUAAAUUUUUUGCUAAGCAUCUUGCAAUGGUGUGACACAAGGUUAUUACACAUACUUAAUAGCCAAUGUAAAGCUCUGCAUAAGUGGAAAACUAAAGAAGAUGUUUCUCCCGAAAAUAGCUUUCAUAAUGAUGACAGUCGAUCAGAGUACACUGUAUCUUCUCCUCGAACUCCAUCGCCUUCAUCGAGGUCUGCCUUAAUUGCUAAAGAAAGUAGAUCAAGUACUGUUAUAAGCUCGCAAUUAGCCAGACCCUCUACGGCAAUUUCUGUUCGAUCGGAUAACAGCUCAUGUAUAACUGAACCAGUUCCAAUUCAAACAUAUGGAAACUGGACUGACAAUAAUGAUAACCGAAAUCCUAAAUCGUAUUCUAGCUAUUCUGGUAAAGAGACCAAUAUACCGCAAUGUAUCCAAGAUAGCGACAAUCAAUAUAAUAAUAUUGAAGAUUUUAGAGACGAAAAUUUAGAAGAAUACAUAAGCGAUGAUGGUCAGAGUUCUGAUGAAGAAAUCUCAUUUCCACAAUAUGUUAUCAACGAUACAUCAGGAUCAUGCACUUAUGUUGACAUGAUCAAACGUCUACCUGUUCAUAUUUCUAAGAAUAUUCUAGGAAUGUUGGAUAGAGUCCAUUUAGCUAAUUGCUUAUGCGUCAGUCAACAUUGGCGAAUUCUAGUCGAGCAGGUCCAAAAUGAUAAUAUGUUGCAACAACAAGUUUGGGAAGAAAUUAUGCUUAUGAAGGGUUCCUCCGCUCGAGGAUGCAACAUCCGUUUUGCCUCUAUGACUCCCGUUCCUGUUCCCCAGGUUGUCGAAGGGACGCACCAGGUUGAAUUAACCAAAGAAUCAGUAAAUAGCCCGAAGCAUCUCCAUGAUAUUCGAAAUUUAAGGCAUGCCUAUAAUGGCGUUAAGACUAUAGAUGUUGUAAUGGAUGAAAGAAACAUAUUUUGUGAUGCAUAUAAUCUCAUUGUCGUUUCAGAUCAAUUGGAUAAACAUCGGAUUGUCCAUUUUGGUGGUGGCGAGUAUAUCCUAGUAGGAUCAGUCGAUCGUAGAAUCAAAUUACUCCAUGCACAGAAUGGCAAAUUAGUACGCGUCUUUCAUGGUCAUGCAGGCUCAAUCAGGGCUCUCUACAUGUGUGAGAAAGAGGGUUACAUAUUAAGUGGUAGCUAUGAUACUACAAUUAGGUGCUGGUCUCUAGCCACAGGCACAUUCUUAAAGAUAUUUCGUGGCCAUCAAGGAACAAUUACUUGCCUUGAUUUGCACAAUAAUAUUCCCGUUUCUGGUGCUCGCGAUAAACAAGUGAAAGUGUGGAAUAUAUUUACCGGUCGAUGUAGGCGGACUUUCAAGCAUAGGCAUGUCAUAUCUGAUGUCAAGAUAUUCGAUGACACUGUUGCAAGUUGCUGCGAAGGUGGUCGAGUGAAAGUGUGGGACGUAAUCAAAGGAAAAUUAAUUAAGUCGCUAAAAGGGCAUGUCGGGCCAGUCAAUUGUAUCAAAUUAGACAAAUAUCACCUUGUUAGCGGUGGAUCUGAUGGUUAUGCUUUCUUAUGGAGUGCUAUUGGAAAUUAUAAAGGUUGUCUUGGUGCAUUUCGGCAUCCCAAUGCCGUCACAUCGGUUGAUUUUCAUUACUGCCGAAUUAUUACCGGCUCUGAAGACGGCAAAAUACGUAUUUGGAGUAUUAUUAAUGGAGAUUGUUUGCGCGUUAUGCGAGGCAAUAGCAGAUCUGAUCCUAUAUUUAAUCUAUUUGCCCAAGAUAAUAGAUUAAUUACCAGUACUAUGAGAAACGUCUUUAAUUAUACUUUUGAACCUGUGGAUUGGGAUUACAAUGCUACAACAGCCAAGUUUAAGGUUGAAAUACUUACUGUGCAGCAUGACAAUAAACCGGUUGAACGAUUAGCACCUUCAUAUAUCCGCGUAUUAAGAAAUCGAACGUUUUCAACAAAUAAUGAUCGCGUCCAUCAUGAUACCGUCACACCGGGCAAAUAUGGCUUGCACGGUAGACCAUUAACAGCAAAUACACUAAAUCCAAAGAGUAGACCUAAUAGUAGUUGCAGUAGUGGUAUAUCCUUUUCAUCGCGAUGCGUGAUACAAGAUAAAGAUACUACCAACCUUAAAAGACCAUCGACUGCAAACGUUAGUUCUCAAGUUUAUGGUACUAAAGAUCGUACCUUACGACCAAGGUCCUCACCGGCUAAAUUAUAUCGCAAGCGACAAGAUCAACAAGAUGAUGACGACAAUAUGACCUUAAAUACUUGCCUAUCUGCUAGGUCAGUAAGAGCUACUUCAGAGACUCAAGUUGAGACCGUAAAAACUUUCCAAAAGACAACAUCCAAGCUAAGGCCAUCCACAGCACCAGUUAUCCGAUUUGCUGAUAAUAUCAUCUCUGAUAUGUAUGUUGAGCCGCGUAUCAUUGGCCGUGUUAAAAGUGCGAAUGCUGCAUUAGAUCGCCCACAGUCUUCCAAUAUCAAUCAAAUGACCAAAAUGGUUUUUAAAGUGGGACAACCAUAUAGCAAAGAUAGCAAUAGCGAUAACGAUAAUAAUGAUAGCCGCCAAAUUAAGAAACAUCGAACUAAAAGUGCCCAUAUUUUGCAUUCGUCUGCAUCUGUUCAGUCCAUUAAUAUUGAUAAGAUUAAUUCCAAUAAUUAUUUAAAUUUAAAAACUUUUGAAGAAGAGUUAGCCUAUACUAAAAAUUUAAAGAAAUUCAACCUGGCUAUUAGCAAAUCGAAGAAAAAGAAUCAGUAUAUAUCAUUGGACUAA